Molecule: messenger RNA, 870 nt
Organism: Thecamonas trahens ATCC 50062
Lineage: Eukaryota; Apusomonadida; Apusomonadidae
Exons: 2
Coding region: 200-835 (211 amino acids)
Molecular function (GO): protein dimerization activity
Source: RefSeq, a predicted model, not a curated record
CCCAGCGUGCCCUCGCCACCUCCACCACACCACAACCCGGUUCUACCCCAUUGUGGUCGAUUGGUGCCAGUAAGCCCGCCUGAGGAGUCAAGCUUGGUUUUGCCGGAGCCGCGCGGAGAAACGGCAUAUUUUUACAAAGGUCGGACAAGCCAAGCUACCGGUUUCAGCCGUAUUCGAUUCACCUGCAUCAGGGCGCAGUAUGAACGACGAUGAGAUCCGCGAGCUGAAUGCUCGGGUCGAGCGGGCGCUGGAGGACUUUGAUUUGGAGAGCAUGACCGAGGAGGAGGCGCAGCAAGUCCGCCGACGGGUCCAUCACCGAUCGGUGGAGAAGCAACGGCGCGACGGGAUCAAGCUCCGGCUGGCACGGCUGACCGAGCUUGUGCCAUCACUCUCGAUGGCGCGGUCGACAAAGAAGACAAACGUGCUGCAAGAAACGAUCAAGUACAUGACCAUGCUUCGCCGCUCGGUGGCCGAGCUGGAGACCCAGAUGACGCCCGAGGCCGACCCCAAAUGGAGCGCGGCCGCCCUCUCCGCCCUCGACGAACAGCUCGCCGAGGAGGAACGCAUCAUCGCCCGUGUCCAGGCCCGGAUCAACGCCAUCAAGGCGCAGCGCGUCACCCGCGACCAGCCGCCACCGGCUUCCACACCGGCGCCUGCACGAGCUGUCGACACCACGCCUGCGCCGUCAUCAUCCGACGAGAGCCUUAAUGCCUCGUCGACACAUUCCUCGUCGGCAUCCCGCGUCACCCGGCGGACCCGCACGGCCUCGGCCGAUGACUCACCCACGGAUCCGUCGGCGACUGGCCGCACACGCCGGACCCGCCGUCGGACCUGAGUGCCAGCGGCGGAACAUAAAUGCAAAGCUCUGCA